Molecule: messenger RNA, 2065 nt
Organism: Camelina sativa (false flax)
Lineage: Eukaryota; Viridiplantae; Streptophyta; Magnoliopsida; Brassicales; Brassicaceae
Product: aspartate--tRNA ligase 1, cytoplasmic-like
Biological process (GO): aspartyl-tRNA aminoacylation
Cellular component (GO): aminoacyl-tRNA synthetase multienzyme complex; cytosol; cytoplasm
Molecular function (GO): ATP binding; RNA binding; aspartate-tRNA ligase activity
Source: RefSeq, a predicted model, not a curated record
UUUUCCCCUAUUGACAACGUUUCUGAGUUUAAUCACUGACUACCGCAAAACCCUAAAAGCUAAACGAAAACCAUUGACGACUAUCUCUGAGAUGGAAGAAGAGAGACCCUCGACGUUGCCGUUUGCAACAAGUUUUAAUCCUUCAAAUCCACUAGGGGCUCUGGAUGAACUCCUUGACUUUAUUGGGCAAAAAAGCAACUUUCUGAUCAAAGACACGGCGGAGAAGGAGAUCGUCACUGCUGUUACAGCCGCGAUCACCAAGGAGAGGCAGAGGAAAACAGAGGAGGAGAGCGUCAUCAUGACUUUGGAGCCAGAGACGACUCCCCCGGAGGAAUCUGGAGAGAAGAUGAGCAAGAAAGCAGCAAAGAAAGAAGCGGCGAAGCUAGAGAAGUUGCGCCGCAAGAAGGAACAACAAGAAGAAGAAUCCUCCCGUAACGCAACUUCAAUGUCUCUCGAAGAUGACGAGUACUCCAGUAACUACGGCGACGUGAUUCUUAGCGGGUUACCCGAUCCGAAAGCAGAAACGUGGAGAAAGGCUGUUGAAGGAAAGGAGUGGACCGAUGUUAGCGAUUUGGUGGGAGAGAUGGUGGGAUCAGAGGUUCUGAUCAGAGGCCGAGUUCACACUGUUCGCUCAGGAAUGUUUGUGAUCUUGAGGCAAAGUGGAUUCACGGUGCAGUGCGUGGCCAAAAAAUCGGAGGAGACCAAAGUAAGCGCCAACAUGAUUAAUUUUCUCAAAGAGCUGAGUGAUGAAUCCAUUGUUGAGGUUAUUGGUGUUGUCUCUCUCCCCAAGGAUCCCGUGACCGGAGCCACACAGCAGCAGGUUGAAAUUCAAGUGAGAAAAGUUUACUGCCUCAGCAGAUCCUUGCCAAAGUUACCACUCAUUCCGGAGGAUGCUGCCAGAAGCGAAGCGGAUAUCGAAAAAUCCGAAAAGGAUGCGGCUAAGCGUACCACCGGGCGCCGCAAACGAUAUGUUCGUAUCCUUCAGGACACACGUUUGAAUAAUAGGGUUCUUGACCUCCGAACACCAGCAAAUCAAGCAAUCUUCACCUUAACGUGCCGUUUCAAAUAUACGUUCGCGGAGCUGCUAUCAUCCAAAGGUUUUAUAGAUAUCAACACACCGAGAAUUUUGGGUGGUAGUAGUGAAGGAGGUUCUGCUGUAUUUCGCUUUGACUACAAAGGGAAGCCUGCUUGUUUGGCUCAGUCUCCUCAGCUUUAUAAGCAGAUGGCAAUAUGUGCUGACUUUCCACGCGUCUUUGUGAUUGGUCCUGUUUUCAGGGCUGAAGACUCGUUCAGUCAUAGACACCUGUGUGAAUUCACUGGUGUUGAUGUGGAGAUGGGGAUUCAAAGAGACUAUACCGAAUUAAUGGACCAGGUGGACCACUUAUUUCUGCCUACAUUCACUAAGAUAAACGAGAUGUUCUCUAAGGAACUGGAAACUGUCAGAAAGCAAUACCCAUUUGAACCUUUGAAGUUUCAUGAAAAAACAUUGAGGUUAACGUUUGAAGAAGGGAUUCAAAUACUCAAGGAAGCUGGUGUGGAGAUUGAUCCUUUUGGAGAUUUAAACACAGAAUCUGAGAGAAGACUUGGCCAGCUCAUUCGGGAAAAGUACAACACAGACUUUUACAUACUGUAUCGCUUUCCACUCGCGGUUAGGCCAUUCUACACAAUGCCCUGUGAAGAUGAUCCUCGUUACAGCAAAUCCUUUGAUGUCUUCUUGAGAGGCGAGGAGAUCAUAUCAGGAGGACAACGUAUCCAUGACCCAGAAAUGUUGGAGAAACGUGCAAGAGAAUGUGGCAUUAAUGUUGAGACAAUAUCCACAUACAUCGAUUCGUUCAGGUACGGUGCACCUCCACAUGGUGGAUUCGGAAUGGGGCUGGAGCGAGUGGUCAUGCUCUUCUGUGGACUGGACAACAUCCGUAAAACAUCCCUCUUCCCUCGUGACCCUCAUAGACUUGCACCUAAAUUAUACAUAACCAAAACAACAAUGCUAUUACCAUUUUAUUUUUUAAUCAUAUAUUGGUUUAAUUCAUUCUGUAGAAUUUAUAAAUACACUACUCAUAAAUAG